This is a messenger RNA of Vigna radiata var. radiata (mung bean), 1281 nucleotides long. Its product is annotated as seed biotin-containing protein SBP65-like. The transcript has 2 exons. Lineage: Eukaryota; Viridiplantae; Streptophyta; Magnoliopsida; Fabales; Fabaceae. The record is from RefSeq and is a predicted model, not a curated record. Bases 58 to 1068 code for a protein of 336 amino acids.
CCACGACACAAACCAAAUUCAAACACUGUUUUUGUGUGCAGGAGAGAGCAAAAAACAAUGGCAUCUCAGCAAAUGGCUCACAUAGAUCCCAGCAAGAAGGUGAAUGAGAGAGAUGAUCACGUUGAGGCAGAUGGAAAGGAGUCGUUUGGUGAGAAAGAGAGAGAGUUGGUUUCUGAUAGAGCUAGGCCUAAGAAUAUAUUUAAAGACAAAGAGGUUGAAGGAAGAGAAAGUGGUGGUGGAAAGUUUGAAAAGUUUGAAACGAGUUUAGCAGAAAAAGAUAAACUCGAGGGAAGAACAAGAGUGGUGGAGGGAAAAGUGUGGAACAAAGAGGAGAAACGAAGAAACAAUCCUCUAAGAGGAAAAGUAGAGGCAGUGAAAGGAAGACCAAUGGAAAAAACAACAGAGGAAGCUCAAAGAAGAGAGAAAGGUGAAAACAAAGAGGGUGAUGGUGAGGAACAAGGAAAAGGAAGAGGAAGAGAAGAAAAUGAACAGCCUAGUCUUGAAGACAUUUCCAAGUACAGAGCCGAAGCUCAAGAAAAGGCAAUGAAUGCAGUUGAAGCUGCUAAGGAGAAAUAUGAAAAAAAGAGAGAAAAACAAGCAGAAAUAGAAGCUUCCAAAGAGGCAAAUGAAGAGGAAACACAGAAAAAAGACUUCACAAGAGAGAAAGAAGCAGUGGAAAUUGGAAAGAUUGCUUCUAAAAUGGCUGCAGAUUUGAGGGAGAGGGCUAUAGUCACAGGUUGGAGUGCUGCUCAGUACUCUACUGAGAUGACUGUGGAGGUAACCAAGGCUGCAACUACCAUGGUUGAGGAAGCAGUUGAGUAUUUGGGCCAGAAGGCUUAUGAGCUUGCUGCUAAGUCAGUGGAUACUGCUACUGGUUUAGCUGCUGCAACUGGUGAGAAUGCAAAGGAGUACACUGCAAGGAAGAAAGAGGAGGCAGAGAGAGCUUUGGAGGCCAAAAGGGAAACUCAGAAUCAGGCAAAUGAAACUGUGGUUGACAUCAAAGUGAAGGGAGAAAAGGAAAAACCACAAUCACCUCAAUAUGAACAUGCAGACAUGAAACUUGAUUAGUGACUUUGAGUUGCAUGGAUAUGUUCAUAAUAAAGUUGGAUUAGGAAGAAAAUAUCUAUCAUGCAGUAAUACUUUAAAGUUCCACGUUUUGUGGAGUUGUAGACAAAUAAGAAUGUCUUUUUGUGAUUCUAUACAGGAGUAAUAAUGUAUGUGAUCUUGCCCUGUUUAUGUAUAUUAUUUAUAUAUCUAUCUACUUGUGGAAUGUCAUAUUCA